ACAAAUUUAAUGUGCAAUGCUGCAGGCAAUGGACAGAGCACAUCGACUGGGCCAACGGAAAGUUGUGAAUGUCCAUCGACUGAUUAUGCGUGGUACCCUGGAAGAAAAGGUAAUGAGCCUUCAAAGGUUCAAACUUUCAGUUGCAAAUGCAGUCAUCAAUGCAGAAAAUUCAAGUCUGAAAACAAUGAACACCGACCAGUUGCUUGAUUUAUUUGCAUCAGCUGAAGCACCAAGAAAGGGAGCUACGACUUCGAAGAACCCGGAUGGAGUAGACCCCAAAUUAUUGGGAACAGGCAAAGGUUUGAAGGCUAUCCUGGGAGGACUUGAGGAGCUUUGGGACCAAUCACAGUACACUGAAGAGUACAAUUUGGGUCAGUUCUUAGCAAAACUGAAUGGAUGAUCCUUCAAUGCCACGUGUACAAAAUGUAUAUAUCUGAUGUAGGACCAAAAUUUUGACAGUUAAAACAUAGGCUCAUUUUUUCUUUUCUUUUCUUUUUAUUAUAUAUAUAUAUAUAUAUAUAUAUAUAUAAAUCCCGGUUCUUCUCCUUUCUCCCCAAUUUUUUCUUCUCCUGUACUCGUUAUUUGUGGAGACUGGGGAAAGGAUGAAGUUUUGAGUGGUUGGCAUGGAAGCCUUUGGCUUUGUAAUGGAGGGUUUGAAAAUGUCGAUCUGAGAAUGCUGAGGGGAAGGGAAGAUAUUUUAUAGAGUCCGGAUUUUGUAUAUA
Molecule: messenger RNA, 722 nt
Organism: Carica papaya (papaya)
Lineage: Eukaryota; Viridiplantae; Streptophyta; Magnoliopsida; Brassicales; Caricaceae
Source: RefSeq, a predicted model, not a curated record